AUGGGACAGGUGAGCAGCUUCAUCGCUGUGAUCCUAGGAGUUUCACCAUAUGUGCUGGACACCUACACCAAACAGUGCUGUGGGCAGUGUGAAUAUAGAAAAUGGCCCCAGAGGGAACUCAGUUGCUAUGAGGAUGAGGACUCCAAACAGAUGGGCUCUCAGCCAAGCACAGAUUUGCCUUGUGUGCAGUUUACUUGUGUUUUAAAUCCUGGCACUUUUGUGGUUCCUGUGAAUAGGCAGGUAACCACGGGCAAAGGAGAUCCUAAGCAGCGGAGAGGCAAAAUGUCAUCGUAUGCAUUUUCCGUGCAAACCUGCAGAGAGGAUCAUAAGAAGAAGCACCCAGGUGCUUCUCUCAACUUCUCAGAAUUUUCUAAGACGUGUUCAGAGAGGUGGAAGACCAUGUCUGCUAAAGAGAAAGGUAAAUUUGAAGACAUGGCAAAGGCGGACAAGGUCCAUUAUGAGAGAGAGAGGAAAACCUAUAUCCCUCCUAAAGGUGAAACAAAAAAGAAGUGCAAAGAUCCCAACGCGCCCAAGAGGCCCCCUUUUGCUUUUUUCUUAUUUUGUUAUGAGUAUCACCCCAAAAUCAAAGGCGAGGACCCUGGCCUUUCCAUUGGUGAUGUUGCGAAGAAGCUUGGAGAGAUGUGGAGUAAUACUGCUGCCGAUGACAAGCAGCCCUAUGAGAAGAAGGCUGCUAAGCUGAAGGAGAAGUACGAGAAGGAUAUUGCUGCAUCCAGGCCUGAUGCCGCCAAAAAGGGAGUUGUCAAGGCCGAAAAAAGCAAGAAGAAGAAAGAGGAGGAAGAUGAAGAAGAUAAGGAGGACAAGGAAGAAGAGGAAGAUGAGGAUGAAGAAGAUGAUGAUGAUAAGGAUGAAUAA
Elephantulus edwardii (Cape elephant shrew) is the source of this 873-nucleotide messenger RNA. Its product is annotated as high mobility group protein B1-like. The record is from RefSeq and is a predicted model, not a curated record. The transcript is spliced from 2 exons. Lineage: Eukaryota; Metazoa; Chordata; Mammalia; Macroscelidea; Macroscelididae. Gene Ontology annotation, biological process: regulation of transcription by RNA polymerase II. Gene Ontology annotation, molecular function: DNA binding, bending. The coding region runs from base 1 to 873 and encodes 290 amino acids.